Corylus avellana is the source of this 459-nucleotide messenger RNA. Lineage: Eukaryota; Viridiplantae; Streptophyta; Magnoliopsida; Fagales; Betulaceae. The record is from RefSeq and is a predicted model, not a curated record.
AUGGUGACAUCAUAUUCCAGCACAAAUGUAACGUUGGUAGCGACGAUGAUGAUGGUGUUGAUGAUAUAUUUGUCCAUGAGUGGGAUGUUUGAUAAUGUUGCAGCAACAUCGAUAGAUUCAUUUUUCCAACGCAAGCGAGCAACGGUGACAAUAAAUAAUGCACUAGGAAACACCACACAACUUCAGGCUGCGUGUAAGUCAGCGGAUGACAAUCUUGGUCUACACAAUAUUAGCACAGGUGCCAACUACAGCUUCAGAUUUAGACCAAAUCUAUCUGGGACGACAAAAUUUUGGUGUCACUUUUCGUGGGAUACUAGCACUUUCUCAUUUGAUAUCUACGACGAUGAUAGGGAUUCUCACAUUUGCAGGGCCUGCGUUUGGCAUAUUUUGACUACUGGUCCAUGUGAAUAUAACUAUACCUCCAAGGCCUAUGAUUUGUGCCAUAACUGGAACGAGUAA